Astyanax mexicanus (Mexican tetra) is the source of this 717-nucleotide messenger RNA. Its product is annotated as retinal cone rhodopsin-sensitive cGMP 3',5'-cyclic phosphodiesterase subunit gamma. Gene Ontology annotation, biological process: visual perception; positive regulation of G protein-coupled receptor signaling pathway; positive regulation of epidermal growth factor receptor signaling pathway. Gene Ontology annotation, molecular function: 3',5'-cyclic-nucleotide phosphodiesterase activity; cGMP binding. Bases 167 to 385 code for a protein of 72 amino acids. Gene Ontology annotation, cellular component: photoreceptor outer segment membrane. NCBI's taxonomy places the organism in Eukaryota, Metazoa, Chordata, Actinopteri, Characiformes, Acestrorhamphidae. The transcript is spliced from 3 exons. The record is from RefSeq and is a predicted model, not a curated record.
GGGUGGAUGGAGAAGAGAGAGAGGAAGAGACUGCAGAAAGAGAGAGCUGAGGAUCCUCAAGGAAACUCGCCUUUGUUUUGCAUCUCUGCGCUUGCUCUUCGGGCAAGAAAUCAAGACUCUACAAACUUCCCUCCUGAGUAGGAAAGCUCAACAGUAAACAGAAGCAAUGGACGUUGCAACACCCGCAGAGAAGAAGGCACCCCCCAAGUUCAAGGCCAGGACCACACGCACCUUCAAGAGCAAGGCUCCAAAGCCAGGCCAGAAAGGCUUCGGCGAUGACAUCCCCGGAAUGGAGGGCCUUGGCACAGACUUCACAGUGGUCUGCCCGUGGGAGGCUUUCGGCGACAUGGAACUGAGCGAUCUGGCUAAAUUUGGAAUUGUUUAGUUGCCCCUCCUGUCUUUCCUUCACCCUCUUCUUCUCCUUGGGCCAAGCCCAAUCUCUCGUGCCCUCUGACCAGCUAUCACUGCUAAGUAUUGCUCAGUGGCACCCUGAAGUUUAGACGAUAUAAACCAUUAAAGAUCUUCAAAAUCAACAAACACUGCAUCUUAAUGAAUGGAUAAAUUGACUUAAGAUACAAGAUAAAACAUCAACAUGACAUGCCCACCCAUGCUUUUAAAUAGGACCAUGUCUAACAGUUGUAAUGGUACCAAAGUGUUUCCAACUGUGGCAGUUUUAAACAUGAGGUAAUAAAAAAAAAAAAAAAAAAAAAAAAAAAA